CGAGUUUUGAUAUGUUUCGCGAAGUCUUUGAAAUGGAUGGCGGUGAAUGAGAGUGGCGUGUUUAGCCGGAUUAACGUUUGAUAUUAAAUUGAUUAAUGAAUUGGUUGUGAGUGUGUGGCUGUAUACUAAUAAUGAACUAGGUCAACAUUGUUUAAUUUAAAAUUCGCAAAAACGCUGAGUUGCAGCGAAAAGUGGUUCGUAGAACUUUUGUGAAGCAGCAGUUGACAUAAGCGUCCUACGUGUCUCUAUAGUUAGUUGAUAAGUGUGAAGAUGGUUGUACCUGCAGCAAGUAGGAGUGGACAGGCUCCAAUAUCGACUUCGUCGGGAUGGAAGAGCCUCAUAACAUUUACGGUUCUAUUUUUAGCGUGGAUUUCUGGUUUUGCGUCCAGAUUGUUUGCUGUGAUAAGAUUUGAGAGUAUCAUCCAUGAAUUUGAUCCAUGGUUCAAUUAUAGAGCAACAGCUUACAUGGUGAAAAAUGGGUUUUACCAGUUCCUGAAUUGGUUUGAUGAGAGAGCAUGGUAUCCUCUUGGAAGAAUUGUUGGAGGGACUGUUUAUCCAGGACUGAUGAUUACCUCUGGCAGUAUACAUUAUGUUCUACAUUCUCUGAAUAUACCUGUUCACAUUCGGGACAUAUGUGUUUUCUUGGCUCCUGUUUUUAGUGGCCUGACAGCAAUUGCUACAUAUCUGUUAACAAAAGAAUUGUGGUCACCAGGAGCUGGCCUCUUUGCAGCAUGCUUCAUCGCAAUUGUUCCUGGCUAUAUUAGCCGAUCAGUAGCUGGAAGUUACGACAAUGAAGGGAUAGCUAUAUUUGCUUUACAACUAACAUACUAUUUAUGGGUGAAAUCAGUGAAAUCUGGCUCAAUAUUUUGGUCCUGUAUGACUGCACUAUCAUAUUUUUAUAUGGUUUCAGCUUGGGGUGGAUACGUUUUUAUUAUAAACCUAAUACCUCUUCACGUUUUUGCUUUACUGUUAAUGGGGCGAUACUCAAAUCGCCUUUUCACAAGCUACACAACAUUUUACAUCUUGGGGCUUAUCCUUAGUAUGCAGAUACCAUUUGUUGGCUUUCAGCCAAUUCGUACUAGUGAACAUAUGGCUGCUACAGGUGUAUUUGCUCUCUUAAUGGCAGUUGCAUUCUUGAAAUACCUGCAGAGUAUUCUGUCAAAGGCAGAAUUCAAAUAUUUCUUCACUGUGUCUGCCCUGGCGUCUGCUGGAAUUGUUUUUCUAACAGUAGUAGGUCUCACUUACGCAGGAGUAAUUGCUCCUUGGAGCGGAAGGUUCUAUUCGCUAUGGGACACGGGAUAUGCUAAAAUACAUAUUCCCAUCAUUGCCUCAGUGUCAGAACAUCAGCCUACUACAUGGUUUUCCUUCUUUUUUGAUCUCCACAUACUUGCUACUAUGUUUCCUGUUGGGUUGUGGUAUUGCAUAAAAAAUGUAAAUGAUGAAAGAGUGUUUGUUGUUCUUUAUGCACUUAGUGCUGUAUAUUUUGCUGGUGUUAUGGUUCGUCUUAUGCUCACACUGACGCCUGUUGUUUGUGUCCUGAGUGGAAUCGCUUUUUCUCAACUUCUCGAGUUGUAUCUUAAAGAAGAUGAAAGUCCACAUGUCUCCUACAGUGACAGUGAAGAUGACAGCAAUGGUGACAAAAACAGUCGCAAUAUGUAUGAUAAGGCAGGAAAAUUAAGGAAGAUGAAGCAUGAACAGCAAAGAGAAUCUGAUGGCCUCGGAGUCAACAUACGCAGUAUUAUUAUUGUUGCAAUUCUGAUGUUGCUAAUGAUGUUUGCAGUACAUUGCACAUGGGUAACUAGCAAUGCCUAUUCUAGUCCCAGUAUUGUAUUGGCGUCUUAUGGUCACGACGGGUCCAGACAGAUUUUGGAUGAUUUUCGUGAAGCUUAUUAUUGGUUGUCGCAAAAUACACAUAGUGAUGCUAGAGUAAUGAGUUGGUGGGACUAUGGAUAUCAGAUUGCUGGAAUGGCAAAUCGUACAACAUUGGUUGAUAACAAUACAUGGAACAACAGCCAUAUUGCAUUGGUAGGAAAAGCAAUGUCAUCAAAUGAAAGUGAAGCCUACAAAAUAAUGAUUUCUUUGGAUGUGGAUUAUGUCCUUGUUAUAUUUGGUGGUGUUAUAGGAUACUCCGGUGAUGACAUCAACAAAUUUUUGUGGAUGGUUAGAAUAGCUGAAGGUGAACAUCCGAAAGACAUUCGGGAGAGUGAUUAUUUCACCGAUCGUGGGGAAUUCAGGGUUGAUGCUGAAGGCACACCCACACUUCUCAACUGCCUGAUGUACAAACUAAGUUAUUAUAAGUUUGGAGAACUGAAGCUUGAUUAUCGAAGUCCAGCAGGGUUCGAUAGAACAAGAAAUGCAAUAAUUGGAAAUAAGAAUUUUGAACUAACAUAUUUAGAAGAAGCCUAUACGACUGAACACUGGCUUGUCAGAAUAUACAGGGUUAAAAAGCCUGACGAGUUCAAUCGACCUCGCAUACCUGUAUCAGAACGUAAGAUUAAACGAAGCAGAGCAUUCAUCUCAAAGAAGACCAAUAAACGUAAGAAAGGUACAAUAAAAAAUAAGCCUAUUGUUAUAAAGGGCAAAAAGCCAGCUUCUCGUCAAGCAUCCUAGUAUGGAGACAUGAACCUUUGCCUGCCUUCACAGUGUGCCUGAGCCAACAAGACAUACCACAGUACUGUUAUAAAGUCUGAACAUUUUUGUUGAUAAAAAUUGUUGAAUAUUUUUCAUUGUAUUUAUUGACUAUUUCUAAGUCACAGACUUUUCAAGAAUGAACAAUAAAAUCAUUACAGCUUU
This is a messenger RNA of Schistocerca piceifrons (Central American locust), 2793 nucleotides long. It is a transcript of the gene Stt3B, whose product is annotated as dolichyl-diphosphooligosaccharide--protein glycosyltransferase subunit STT3B. The coding region runs from base 271 to 2610 and encodes 779 amino acids. Gene Ontology annotation, cellular component: membrane. Gene Ontology annotation, molecular function: dolichyl-diphosphooligosaccharide-protein glycotransferase activity. Lineage: Eukaryota; Metazoa; Arthropoda; Insecta; Orthoptera; Acrididae. The record is from RefSeq and is a predicted model, not a curated record. The transcript has 15 exons. Gene Ontology annotation, biological process: post-translational protein modification.